CCUCCAUUGCGUGGUCUCCCCAUUCCCCUUCAAGCCCCUGGGGGCUCCAGCCUCGGGGUUCCUUGGGGGGCAGCUGCCCCGUGAGGGGGUCCCACCCUGAGGGGGGUCCCACCCUGAGGUCCCACCCGGGGGUCCCACCCCCACCUUGGUUUUGGCCGUGUCCCCCCCCGUGGAGGUGACACUGGCGACAGAAGAUGGCGCUGGGGCUGGCGCUGAACCUCCUUCUCUUCCCCCUCUUCUUCACCACGCCAGCUUGGACAGAAGAACCCCCACCCUUGGAGGUGACCGGAGCCGUGGGCGGGGUGGCCUUUCUGAACCCCCGCAGCCCCCAAAAUCCCUUCAAAUACUCCCAAAUCCACUGGCGCUGGGAAAACCAUCUGAGAAUUGCCGUCAGGAAAUGGGGGGAGGAGCCCACGUACCCCCCGAGCCGCUUUCGGGGCCGCCUGGAGCUCCUGGACAACGGCACCCUCCAAAUGAGCCCCCUGGGCCUGGGGGACAGCGGCGAGUACCACCUCUAUGUGGAGGACGACACGGGCAGGGAGAGCAUCGAGAAGGUCCAGCUGAAGGUCUACGAGCUGGUCCCGAAGCCCCUCGUGACGGUCACCACCAACGGUGACCCGCAGCAGUGCAACGCCACCCUGAGCUGCUCCGUGGGCCUCCAAGGGGUCACCUACGAGUGGAUCCCACCGCCGAAGGCCCUGGUGAAGGAGGGCCCAGUGCUAGAGGUCUCCUUCAACCCCACGGUGGACACCUACGUGUGCAAGGUCAGCAACCCCGUGUCCUCCAGCAGCGCCUCGCUGACCUUCCGGCACCCCUGCAGCUGGACAGACGAGUCCUCGUCCGUCACCCGUGCCACGCCCAGCGCCCUGGUGGCCCUGGGACACCUCGUCCUCCUCUUCCUCCUGCUCGCCGUGGCUUGAGGACCCCGCGGGUGACAUCUCCGGUCACCUCCUCACCUCCCACCACCACGGGACCAACGCCUGCACGAAGAUCCCGGAAUCCGCCGGGCGCGGAGGGAGCGGAGUCACCGGGAUGGUUCAGUUUGUGGUUAACUGGAAAUCCUCCUGUCCCCUCACCCCAAAACCUGCGGGGAGACCCCAUCUGAGCCUUUCCCGGGGUUCCCUGGAAUUUUGGGGGAUCCUUUGGUGCUUCCUGCGAGGGAGGGUUUGGGGUGGGUUUUGGGUUUCCCACAUGUCACUUUGCACAUUAAAUUCCAUCCUCAACACCACAUCUUCAGGAUUUUCUGGAUUUUUCCGUGGGCUGGGACAUCCCAUGGCUCAGGGAUCGGGGGAUGAUGGAAGAAGCUCGGAGAUGUUUCCCCCCAGCCCCGUUUUUGGGGAUAAAAUCCCUUCCUUUGUCCCCCAGAGGAGGAUCAGCGCCAGAGGGUGGGACACGGAUCCAGCGGGGUGGGAAGAAAUCACAGGAAUGACGGAGCCUCCAAAAAAAUCCCUGGAAAAGUUUGGGACGCUUCCAGCUCCACCAACCCAGCCCAAAAAAGAGGAAAAUUGGGGAUUUCACCUCCAUAAAUCCCAAAAAAAUUCCACUUUCAGCAAAGAUUCCCAAAGAUUCCUUGGAAUCAUCCAAGGGUCAACGGGGACCUCCUUGGAAAAUUCCGAAUAAUUCCAGCCCCGCCUGAGGAGUGGCUCAGGGUAAUUCCUGACUCUGGAUGAUGAUUUUAACACCAAAAUUGAUUUUUCCAGCAACUUUUCCCCCUUGGAAAUAAUUUUUUGGGGUCUUGGUCCAUUUCCAUGUGGAGAUUUUGAGCUUUUAUUCCACUUACAAAAUCCAGGAUAUAAAAAAACCUCUGGAAAUUAAUAAUUAAUAAUUAAUUAAUAACAAUAAAUAAUAAUGAAUUAAUCUCGGGUGAGCUUCCAGCCAGAAAAUUCCAAUAUUAAUUGAUGGGGAAAAGAACAAAUUUAGGAUCAUUAUUUCCACUUAAAAGAGGUUUUUCCUGCCAUUUUAUGUUCCUUGUUCCCAAAAGGAGUUUUCCUCUGGAUGAUUUCACUUCAUUAAUUUUUCUUGCCUGAUACCAGCCAAGCCCAGGUGGGGAAAAUUGCUUUUGGGGGGGAUUUUUUGGCUUUUAUGGACCAUUUCCAGGUUGAAAAUCUUCCUUUUGGGACCUGGGGGUUGGAGAAAUCCAUGGAGAAAUCCAGCCUGGCCAUGGGAAUUCCAGGUGGGAUUUGCGCCUCUAAAAACACCACAAAAAACUCCAAAAUACCCCCCAAAAUCCCAAAAUGCCCCCAAACACCCCAAAACCAAUGCCUUUGCCGCCCCAAAAUCCUUCCAAGCUCCCGUUCCAGAAGUUUCCAGGAGGAACCACCGCUGGUUUUCCUGGAUUAAUUCAUCCUGCUCUUCCC
Molecule: messenger RNA, 2357 nt
Organism: Passer montanus (Eurasian tree sparrow)
Lineage: Eukaryota; Metazoa; Chordata; Aves; Passeriformes; Passeridae
Product: SLAM family member 8-like
Exons: 4
Coding region: 195-920 (241 amino acids)
Biological process (GO): T cell activation
Cellular component (GO): external side of plasma membrane
Source: RefSeq, a predicted model, not a curated record